ACCGCAACCAGGAAGUACAGUGAAGACGCCACAAUUGAAACUCAAACAUUUACGGAUCAAGCACACAAACGGCGCACAUAAACAAUGCCAGCACAGCGGCAGCGUUUUCAAAACAAACUUAAACCAGCCCAAUUAAUAUAAAACAGCACCUUACCGGUGGCGCAUCUCUCCCGACGUGACAACAUGCUGCACUAUUGCCAGCUCCCGUUUACAGCCCGUGCUUCAAAUCAGCCACCAAGAAGCAUAAGUGCCCAUAUAGGCCUUCAAAGUUCAAGUGAAGUUCCAAUGGCUUGAUGGCAAGUACAAAAGCACACAAAAAGCACACAAAAAAUUGUCUUACUAAUAAAAAUUAUAAACUGCAAUGUUUCGUGAAAAGAUUUGUAGAGAAACGUUAAUGUACACUGCUAGAAUUUACACAAACAAUGCUUUGCCACCUGGGGAUGGACAUGCUUCCUUCUGUUCCUCUGUGUUUUUCUUUUUUCCUUUCAGCUUUGAGUCUUCACAGUCAUUCUGGGAUUUGUCCCUGGGACAUGUAGCAGCUGAGAACAAGAACCCACAGAAGGAGAAACACAAGCAGACUGGAGAAGAGUACUGUGAUUGAUAUUGUUUGACUUACAAACAUUUGUGCCAAACAUUGGAGCUCUCCCUUCACGUCUCAUUACAUUGUUACCUGGGAUGCUUGUCAAAACGACACAAUGGCUGUCACCCUGACACAAUGGCUGCUGCUAUGACAAGAGAAAGGAAGAAAAAUGUUCCUCCCGAGGCUUUCCUGAUGGUUGUGAAAGUCAUUACCCGGAAGAGAUCUGCUGCCUGGCUUCUGCAUGAAAGAAAAAAACACACAUCUGUGGGAGCACAGAGCUGUAGGACGGCGGGCAGGCAGGUGGAACGUCGAGGUCCAUAAACCACAGGGAAAUCCUCACAGGAGCUGGUGUACACAGAGAAAGCUAAUUUGAAAACACAGGUCCACUAAAUGUUCAGACUGAACAAAACUAAAAAGGGAUACUGUAGGAGAAAUAGGACAUGAAGGCUCUGUGGCUAUUGUAGAUCUGAAGUCUGUCCACAGCAUCCUCCCAAAACAAGAACACACAUCACAAUGACAAAGAUAUGAUACACAUCUAAUGGUGAAAGAAACUGCACUCCCUGACUGCCUAGCAGCACAAAUGAAUAAGCAUCUGAAAGAUGGGGCCAGACCAGAACGGAUCCUGAGAGGGAAGAAACUUCAUCGAGCCCCCGACCACAACAACUUAGCUCCUAAGUUUCCUCGGGCAUGCAAUCCUUUUCACCACAACAAGCUUCCUCUUUGGUGGAACCAGCUCCAAGUUUAUUACUAACAGCAGCUGUGGGUGAAGAGCUCCUGCAGGUAGACUAUUCUGGGACAGCAGUACAGCACAGGCAGCUAUAAACUGCAGCUCGUGGAUAUCAGAGUAAAGUCUGACACAGUCAGAGCUGUGCCAUCAGGUCACACAAAAGUAUUCCAUCUGGCUAAUAACAAAGAUGGGGAAAGAACAGAGUACAUUGGCCAAGAAAGACUAUGUAACAUUAAAAGAAACUGAAGAUUAUGUUAUUGCCACAAAGGGUGAUGACAAAUUUUUCAUUAAGAAGAUCCCCCUAAGGCAGCGAUCCACACAAGAUGUCCUAACAGACAUGAAAAAACUCCAGACAAUAAACCAUGCACAUAUUGUGAACUGCGAAAAGUCUUAUGAAGAUCAAAAUAUUUACUAUGUAGUGACAGACUACUGUCAAGGAGGGAGCCUUGCUGCAAAGAUCAGCCAAAUGCCAGAGGGUUUUCCAGAAGAGUCGAAGGUGCUGAGUUGGAUUGUUGAGAUCUGUAUUGGUCUGAAAACCAUUCAUGACGCAGGUUUGCUUCACAAAGCUCUGACACCAGAGAAUAUAUUCUUCACAGACGCUGGAAUUGUGUGUGUGGGUGGAUUCGGAAGUAUCAAUGAAAAAUCCACCUCUAAUUCAAAUAAGGAAAUACAUUACCUGGCACCUGAAGUCUCCACAGAGGGGACCUAUGAUGCAAAAAGUGACAUAUGGUCAGUGGGAUGCAUACUCUUCGAGCUUUGCAGAAAUCAAUCAGAAUUCCCUGCAGAGACUGUAGUCAAGUUUAUGCCUGAAAUAAUUGAAAUUUGUUGGCCAAACCUCGAAGAGCAUUUCUCACCCGAGCUUUGUGAACUUCUGAAUGACAUACUGAAAAAAGACCCUUGUGAAAGACCAACAGCAAGUGAAAUCCUGAUACGUCCCUUUGUUAUAUCCUGCCUCUUAACAAAGUGCAAAACAACAGUUGAAGAACUCCAGACCAAGCUGAAGGCAUUGAGGGAUCUGGCUGAUGAUUUGGAGCGUGUUCAUGAAGGUGCCUCCAUCGGCAGCCUUGCCGGAGGAGUGAUUGGAGCGGUGGGAGGGGUUACAUCAAUCGUGGGGCUUAUACUGGCCCCUUUCACCUUGGGAGCCUCUCUUAUUGUCACGGGAGUUGGUGUGGGGGUGGGUGCUGUAGGUGGACUCACUGCCGGUGUCUCAAACAUAACUAAUAUGGUGAACCAAUCCGCUGAUCGUAAAGCUGUUCACAGCAUCAUCAAAGAGUUUGAACAGAAGAUCAGUGCAGUUGUCACCUGGCUCCAGGAAAUUAGCGACAGCCUGCAAACAAUCAGUAGCCAAUAUCCACAAACAUGUGAAGGUGAUGGCAAUUAUAGAGAAGAAAACCUGAAGCGGCUUGGUUUAAGCGCAGGAAAAGGCUUGAGCGGCGUCACUGAACUCAUUCGACUAGCUACAGUGGUGAACAUUGGCAGAAUUGCUGCUCAAGCAUCCAGGACGGUCCGUGUUGCAGAAGUAGCAACAGGUGUACUUUCUGGUUUGUUCAUAGCAGUAGACAUCUUCUUCAUUGCCAUGGAUGCAAAAGAGAUUCACAAUAUAAGAAAAGCAAGGGCAGAAGAAGAGAGAAGUGAAACAUUUUCCAGUUCUGCAUCAGAAAUUGGAGACUUUGUGCCUGACCAAGCCAGACCAUUGUCCAGCCCACUGAUGCAAGGUUCUGAUACACCUGAACCACAACUUUCACAGAACCCAUCUUCAAAAAAGAGAGAUGAAAUCAGAUCUGAGAUCAUGAAAUUUGUUCUAUCAUUGAGGGAAGCAGUAGACAAAAUGCAAAGAGUCUUAGAUGAACUUGAACACAUAAUCGAUAAUACAGAGUUAUUUCAAGAAGAAAAUGAGCUGGAAUGGCAGGAUAUGUAACUCCUGUAACCCAAGUGUAUCUCGGUGAAAUGACAAACACCAUAAGUCACUCAUUAUAAUUUAUAUCUGGAGCAAAAGAUUUUGACAGCUUUCAGUGGCCUCGCAAUAUGUAAGACGUGUCACACUAUUACAGUAUGCAACAAUAGUUCACAUUUGGGUCUACUGAGGUAUACCAGACUCUGCCAUUCUGUUUGGAGGUGUUUUUUAUUAUUUAACAAAAUGUAACAAAUGCUCCACUUUUUAUCUUCCUAGAUUGUUGCUUUGGUUGAACUGACUUACUGUUCAAUAUCUGCAGGGAGUCGGCUUGGAGACUAAAUGAACUAAAUGCAAUUUGUUUUUCUUUCACUUUUUGGUCAGUCUAACAACGUACAUUGCAAGACAGCUGUGCUCGUUACAAAUUUGACAGAUGCACUUUGAUAUUGGUGAUCUCUGUACCAAUCACCACAACAAAUUCCUUGUGUGUAUUAAACGACUUGGCAAUAAACUUAUUUCUGA
Molecule: messenger RNA, 3720 nt
Organism: Cololabis saira (Pacific saury)
Lineage: Eukaryota; Metazoa; Chordata; Actinopteri; Beloniformes; Belonidae
Product: calcium/calmodulin-dependent protein kinase type II subunit beta-like
Exons: 15
Coding region: 1495-3225 (576 amino acids)
Biological process (GO): protein phosphorylation; lipoprotein metabolic process; lipid transport
Cellular component (GO): extracellular region
Molecular function (GO): ATP binding; lipid binding; protein kinase activity
Source: RefSeq, a predicted model, not a curated record